Malania oleifera is the source of this 1312-nucleotide messenger RNA. RefSeq names its product protein SAWADEE HOMEODOMAIN HOMOLOG 1-like. Gene Ontology annotation, molecular function: chromatin binding. The record is from RefSeq and is a predicted model, not a curated record. Lineage: Eukaryota; Viridiplantae; Streptophyta; Magnoliopsida; Santalales; Ximeniaceae. The coding region runs from base 183 to 935 and encodes 250 amino acids. The transcript is spliced from 9 exons.
AGAGAGAGAAGAAAAAAAAAAACAGUAAACAGAAAUUGAAAAGGCGCGUAAAACCCUGCCCUAGAAGUACUUGAAAUUUUUUGCUUUAUUAGAGCUGGAAAGUCCUUCGAUAUCAGUGUCAUCCUCGCGCAGGGUUUAACUUCAAAUUCCAAAUAGCAAAGCCCCAGUUUUCAGGACCCUUCAUGGAUCGUCUUCGCCCUAGAGAGAGAAAGGAUUUUUCUGGAUUUACAAAGGCCGAGGUGGAGAAAAUGGAGAAGUUGCUCAGGGAAUCAGGAGAACAGUUGCUGAACAAGGAAUUUUGUCAAAAACUUGCAAAAAGAUUUAAUUGCUCUGUUGGUCGUGCUGGAAAACCUGUCGUGAAAUGGAUUGAGAUACAAAGUUGGUUCCAGGGUAGGCAGCCGGACUGCCCGUCCAAAGAAUGUUCUUCACAUGAUGGCAUUAAAACACUGGCUGUUUACCCAGAAGCUCACCCUUCGAAUAAAGCACAUGAAAGUACAGAAAUGCCUAAAGGAGAAACAGUCCCUGAUCUUUCAGAGUUAGAAUUUGAAGCUAGGUCAUCAAAAGAUGGAGCAUGGUACGAUGUUGAUACAUUCCUUGCCCACAGAUUUGUUAGCUCAGGUGAACCUGAAGUUCGUGUACGGUUUGUUGGGUUUGGGGCUGAGGAGGAUGAGUGGGUAAAUGUAAAAGCAGCCGUACGGGAGCGUUCUCAACCCUUGGAGCCUUCAGAAUGUCAAAAAAUAAAAGUUGGAGAUAUUGUACUCUGCUUUCAGGAGAGGAGGGAUCAAGCAAUAUAUUACGAUGCCCAUGUUCUUGAAAUUCAAAGGAGAAUGCAUGAUAUAAGAGGCUGCAGAUGUUUGUUCUUGGUUCGAUAUGAUCAUGACAACAGUGAGGAAAGAGUUCGGUUGAGGAGGAUAUGUUGCAGGCCGACCUAUUAAGUAUCUUUGUUUAGGUUGAUGCUUUGAUUUAUCUACUCAAAAUCCUGGGAUUUUGCUCGGUUGGAUAGGAGGGGCAGGCAUUUUGGUGGAGGGAUACAUUGCAGGGAGGCCCCUGCGUGUGUGUGAUUGAUUGAUGAGACUCUGCAACAGGCAGAGACACAUGUAUACUCUGCUGACGCAGUUUUUAGAAUGUAGUCUUAUUUUUGGUCCCAGAUGGAAUAGAAUGGAAUGGAAUGGAAGGGGGUAUGCAUCACCGGAGCUGCAGUUAUGUAUGGUCUGAUCCUGACUUCCAAUUUUGCUGGUGCGAAGGCAUGAGGGUGUAGCACUUAUAAUAAAUAUGUUUGAUCUGGUAGAAUCGUUGGUUUCAUUUUCUUGAA